This is a messenger RNA of Herpailurus yagouaroundi (jaguarundi), 1505 nucleotides long. RefSeq names its product acetyl-CoA acetyltransferase 2 (gene ACAT2). Gene Ontology annotation, molecular function: acyltransferase activity, transferring groups other than amino-acyl groups. The transcript has 9 exons. The record is from RefSeq and is a predicted model, not a curated record. Bases 82 to 1275 code for a protein of 397 amino acids. NCBI's taxonomy places the organism in Eukaryota, Metazoa, Chordata, Mammalia, Carnivora, Felidae.
UGUCAGCGGCCGAGCAAGGCUUUGCCUCACUCGCCUGCAGCUCCGGGCCCUCAGCAGCACGAGAGGUUGUGGUGCGGCAGGAUGAGUGCAGGUUCCGACCCCGUGGUGAUCGUCUCGGCGGCGCGGACCGUUAUAGGCUCCUUCAAUGGUGCCUUGUCCACCGUCCCUGUCCACGACCUGGGCUCAACGGUCAUCAAAGAAGUCCUGAAGAGGGCCGCUGUGGCUCCCGAAGAGGUGUCAGAGGUCAUAUUUGGACACGUUUUGACAGCAGGUUGUGGGCAGAAUCCUGUUCGACAAGCCAGUAUGGGUGCAGGAAUCCCUUACUCUGUUCCAGCGUGGAGCUGCCAGAUGGUCUGUGGGUCAGGCCUCAAAGCCGUAUGCCUUGCAGCCCAGUCAAUAGGGACAGGAGACUCUAAUAUUGUGGUUGCAGGAGGCAUGGAAAGCAUGAGCAAGGCUCCUCACUUGGUUCAUUUGAGGGCAGGAGUCAAGAUGGGGGAAAUGCCACUGAUGGACAGCAUACUCUGUGACGGGCUUACCGAUGCAUUUCACAACUACCAUAUGGGCAUUACGGCUGAAAAUGUAGCCAAAAAAUGGCAAGUGAGUAGAGAAGAUCAGGACAAGUUUGCAGUUUUGUCCCAGAACAGGACAGAGAGUGCACAGAAAGCUGGCUAUUUUGACAAAGAGAUUAUACCAGUUUUUGUGUCUUCUAGAAAAGGUCUUACUGAAGUGAAAACAGAUGAGUUUCCUCGCCAUGGGACCAACAUAGAAGCCAUAUCUAACUUGAAGCCUUACUUUCUCAAAGAUGGAACAGGAACAGUCACCCCAGCUAAUGCUUCAGGAAUAAAUGAUGGUGCUGCCGCUGUGGUUCUUAUGAAGAAGUCAGAGGCCGACAGUCGAGGGCUUACACCUUUAGCACAGAUAGUUUCCUGGUCACAAGUAGGUGUGGAGCCUUCCAUUAUGGGGACAGGACCAAUUCCGGCGAUAAAGCAAGCUGUUGCAAAAGCAGGUUGGUCACUGGAGGAUGUGGACAUAUUUGAAAUCAAUGAAGCCUUUGCAGCCCUGUCUGUUGCAGUAGCUAAAGAACUUGGAUUAAACACAGAGAAGGUCAACAUUCAAGGAGGGGCGAUAGCCUUGGGCCACCCUCUUGGAGCAUCUGGCUGUCGGAUUCUUGUUACCCUGUUACACACAAUGGAGCGAAAGGGUGGACAUCGUGGUGUGGCUGCCCUAUGCAUUGGGGGUGGGAUGGGAAUAGCAAUGUGUGUUCAGAGAGGAUGAAAUUGCUUAAUGAAUCAUGCCGAAACUAAACUGAAACCUCAUCUCUUCUCACGCUAACAAGGUACUAAAUUGUAAUAUGUGAAAUCAGAGGACCAAAGUGAGGAUGGAAACCAUCUUUCGGAAGAACCCAAGGCUUGACAGCUUGUUAUUUUUAUUAAUGUGUAAUACUCAAGAUAACAAGAUAACUGCGUCUAACAUUGUUAUAAAUAAAAGAGAAAUGAGAUCAGUCA